AUGAAGGGAAGCAGUGCAGUUGAAGCUGGGGAAGUAGUUUCAAAGGGAAUAGCAUCAAGAAGAGUGAUGAAAAGAGGGCUCUCUGUAAUGGAUCUGGUUCUCAGAAUCAUAGCCAUUGCCGCAACUUUUGGUAGCGCUGUGGCCAUGGCUACUUCUCACGAGAGGCUUCCCUUUAUCACUCAGUUCGUUCACUUCAGAGCUGAGUUCGAUGACCUUCCCAGCUUCUUGUUUUUUGUGCUGGGCAACGCUAUUGUGUGUGGCUAUCUGGUUCUUUCAAUUGUCCUUUCCAUCUUCCACAUAGCCAGAACCACUGCAGUUAAGAGCAGGAUUCUCUUGCUCUUUCUCGACGCGGUAGCGAUGGGGUUUCUGACAUCGGCAGCGGCAGCAGCGACGGCAAUCGUGGAGGUAGCACACCACGGCAACCCAAACACGAACUGGUUUCCAAUCUGCCAACAAUAUAACAGUUUCUGCGAGCGAGUUUCGGGAACCCUAAUUGGCUCUUUCAUCGCAGUGAUUGUGUUGCUCAUUCUCAUCCUCAUAUCUGCAGUUUCCAUCUCCCGAAUUCAUCAUCAUGCCUGAGACCCAAUGCAUAGUUUAAAAACCUUUUCGUCCUUUAAUAUAUUUGUGUUCUCUUCUUUCGUUUCGUCGCUUGUGAACAGUAAUUAUAUUAACUCAUGUCC
Molecule: messenger RNA, 680 nt
Organism: Neltuma alba
Lineage: Eukaryota; Viridiplantae; Streptophyta; Magnoliopsida; Fabales; Fabaceae
Product: casparian strip membrane protein 1-like
Exons: 3
Coding region: 1-579 (192 amino acids)
Source: RefSeq, a predicted model, not a curated record